UGCGGUCAUCCGGCGGUACCGAUGAACGCCAAGGUGUCGUUGUCCGAUGACUCCACGGCGACCGGCGCGCUGGCGACGUACACCUGCGACACCGGCUACGAAUUGUUCGGCAGCGGCAGCCUGACGUGCAACGCCCGAGGGAAAUGGCAAGGGGACCUACCAUUCUGCGGUACGAACGUCGCUUUCCGCAAACCGACCAAUCAGUCGACGACCGUACGGGGCGGAGAUGCGAGUCACGGAAACGACGGAGACUCGAGCACGGAACACGACGGGAAGAGGUGCACGGAGACCCAGAGCGAGCCCAGCCCUUGGUGGAAGGUCGACCUCCUCAAGUCGUACUCGGUAAAGGUCGUCAGAGUGACGACCAGGGGUUGCUGCGGUCAUCAACCCCUUCAGGACAUCGAGAUACGCGUCGGCAAUAGUAGCGCAGAGUUGCAACGGAACCCUUUGUGCGCCUGGUUUCCCGGCACGAUCGAGGAAGGCAUCACGAAGACCUUCGUCUGCGCCAGAGCACUGAUCGGUCAGUACGUGUUCCUACAGCUGGUCGGUGUCGAGGGCAGCCUGAGCCUCUGCGAGGUCGAAGUGUUCGCCGUGGACGAGUUCUCGACGGACAGGUGCGCCUACGCCGGGACGCCAGCUGACGCUGAUCUGGCAGCGUUCAAUUCCACCUGUUACGAGUUCGUAGUGAAGAAGGGUGGAUCCUUUCAGGAGGCUCGAAACUACUGCCGCACGAGGGGCGGCGAUCUCGUCCACGGCUUCAAGGGCGCCGCGUCGGUGUACAUACUGAACAAUCUCGAGAGGCGAAAGGACAAGCUGAAGACGCAGCUGGUUUGGAUCGGCGCGCAGAAGGAGCCUCUGAUCACCGCGCGAACGUGGCGAUGGGUCGACGGCGAGAUCGUGCAAAAACCUUCCUGGGGAAAGGACCAGCCGAACAAUUACAAUGGCGAGCAAAACUGCGUGGUGCUGGACGGCGGUCGCAGUUGGCUUUGGAAUGACGUCGGUUGCAACCUUGAUUACUUGCACUGGAUAUGUCAGAGCAGACCACCGACCUGCGGUAGCCCGGAGAAAUCCGCGAACACGACGAUAGUAGGGGUGAAAAGGACCAUAGGAUCCAGCAUAGAGUACGUCUGUCCCGACGGAUACAUGCUGAUCGGCUCGAAGAGCAGGGUAUGCGAGCCAAGCGGAUUUUGGAGCGGCGAGCCGCCCACCUGCAAAUUCGUCGACUGCGGCCCUCUGCCGGAACUGGAGAACGGUGCCAUCACGCUGGUUGAUAAAAGAACGACGCACGGAGCGCUCGCCGAUUACGCCUGCAAAGAGAAUUACACGUUGCUCGGGGACGCGAGACGCAGAUGCGGAGACGGCGGUAUUUGGAGUGGACAUAAACCUCAAUGCUUAUUCGAUUGGUGCCCAGAACCGCCGCCGGUGAAUGGCGGAGUUGUCACGACCACUGGGAGGCGAGCCGGAUCCACCGCCACUUAUUCCUGCCAAAACGGCUUUAUCUUGUUCGGUGAUAAUGUUCUCGCGUGCGACGUCGGAGGAGAGUGGUCGGGCAAAGCUCCCCAAUGCAAGUUCGUCGACUGCGGCGCACCCGCUCAAAUCGAAUUCGGCUCCGUGACCUUGAUCAACGGCACCACCACGGUGAAAAGCUGGGCGGUGUAUUCGUGUUUGGAGGACUACUGGCUGGUCGGUGAGGCGAGACAGGAGUGCACGAAAGAAGGGAAAUGGAGUCACGAUACGCCGUCGUGCGAGUUGAUCACGUGCGAGGAACCCGAGGUGCCAGCAGGAAGCUACGUUGUCGGGUACGAUUUGAAUGUCCACAGUUCCAUCGAGUACCACUGCGAAGCGGGAUACCUGCUUCAAGGGGAGGCCAGGCACACGUGCGGCAAAGACGGAGAGUGGACCGGAGAAGUGCCCACUUGCGAAUACGUGGAGUGCGGCAAAGUUUUGCCGGUGCUGAGCGGGUCCGUGGAAUACGUUAACGGUACAACUCAUCUCGGAAGCGAAAUCACUUACAGUUGCACGAGGAACUACAGGCUGAACGGUGUGACGAGGAGAUACUGCCUGGACAAUGGUCAAUGGAGCGACGCGACUCCGAAGUGCGAAGAGAUCCGCUGCCCGGAGCCCGUUUACGCGGAGCACGGGAUCCUCUCGGUGACCGGGAACGACAGAAUGUACGGGAGGACGUUGAUUCGCACCGGAACACCGGAGAACUCGAACACCGGCGCGACUUCCUACAAAAUCGGCGCUCUCGCCAAGUAUCGCUGCGAGAGAGGGUACAAAGUGGUCGGGGAACCUCUGUCCACGUGCGAGGACAACGGGAAGUGGAGCGGCGAGGUUCCGCGAUGUGUCUACGUCGAUUGCGGCAAGCCCGAGCAAAUCCAACACGGGAAGUACACGCUCACGUCGAACGCGACUUACUACGGGGCAGCUGCGCUCUACGAGUGCGAUGGUAACUUCGAAUUGGACGGAUUCGCCAGAAGACUGUGCCUGGAGAACGGCACUUGGAGCAGUGACACGCCGGUUUGUAAAGAAAUCAGGUGCAAGGAUCCUGGAAAGGAGGGAGUACUGUCCACGCAAGUUUCGACGCACAGCGUGGGAGGCAUUGCCCACUAUGCGUGUCCACGUGGAUACUACAUGGAGGGAAACGAAAGCCGAGUGUGCUUGCAGAAUGGCUCUUGGAGCGGAAGCGUGCCCGCCUGUUUCUCCGUCGAGUGCAGGCAUCCCGGACCCAUAGAAAAUGGAAGAGUAAUCGUGGUGAACGGGACCACAACCUACGGCGGGACCGCAGAGUAUCAUUGCCUACCGCAGUUCGAGAGAGUCGGCCCGUUUCUGAGGAAAUGUUUGGACACUGGAUCUUGGAGCGGCGAGGAACCCAAGUGCGAGUUCAUGCCGAACGAGGUUGCGGAAGCGCAAGGCGUGGGUACCAGCGUCGGGAUUGGUGCUGGAGUCAUCAUAUUUAUAUUAAUUAUUAUCGGACUCGUUUACCUAAGACUGAGGAAAGCUACGCCGGUGAAGAACACGGAGAACGUGCAAGCUGCCGAGAGAAAGGAGGAUCAGAACGCCGCUGUAAUGUCUUACGCUACGCUUAACGAUGGAACGCCUAACGCUAUGUACGAAAAUGUUCCGGAGGAUGGCCUUUACGACAGCCCUUACAGCAUAAGUGGCAGCACUUAUGGGUACGGCACCAACGUUAGGAGACAUUACGGGAGAUCCGGACAUUACGAGGCAGAACCAGUUUCAAACAGAAACGGCAUCACCAUCAAUGGCGUGUCCGUGCGAUAGCCUGUAAACUAAAAUAUUCGAAUUGUCCCCCAGAAUCAGGUAUUAUAAUAUUUAUGUACAGGACAGAGAAGUGGGAGACAACGACACGCGAAACAUUGUUGCCUUUAUUUAUAUUAUUAUAUUCGGCGCAUCGCCGAUUUAUGUAAAUAAGUAAAGAGGAGGUACGCGAUAAUUAAGACUCCGCGCGAAAUUCCCGUGAUCUUUCCGCGGCGAUGAAAGAUGCGGUUACGAUGUUUUAUGGAUUCGCCUGUCACUUCGGCUUGUUUGUACGCGGUGAAAAAUUUUUCGAGAUUUCAA
This is a messenger RNA of Nomia melanderi (Alkali bee), 3579 nucleotides long. It is a transcript of the gene fw, whose product is annotated as CUB and Sushi multiple domains furrowed. Lineage: Eukaryota; Metazoa; Arthropoda; Insecta; Hymenoptera; Halictidae. The record is from RefSeq and is a predicted model, not a curated record.